Messenger RNA from Dicrocoelium dendriticum, 972 nucleotides. NCBI's taxonomy places the organism in Eukaryota, Metazoa, Platyhelminthes, Trematoda, Plagiorchiida, Dicrocoeliidae. The record is from the annotation of a GenBank genome assembly.
AUGCAUCAGCUUCAGUGGCUUCCAUUCUUUAUUCCUUCCCUUAAACCUCUACGUUGUAGGGUGGAAUUCCCGUAUGGUCCCUACUCCCCGGUUGGACGUCAGCGUUUGGAAUUAAUGGUUUUACCUGAGGAAGCGUUGAAAUUUCUCCUUGCUCGUGAACUAUUUCGUCUGGGAGCUAGAUGCCUUGAUGGCUCUGAACUGUUCUGUUCCUCGAGAGCACGUGCCAUGAUGACAGUUGGGGGAAUGGUUGGCGGCUUGUACGGUGCUUAUCAGACUGCGUACAUUUUAAAUAGAGCGUUCAAGCUGCCUGUCCGUUGGCGACCACCGUCGCGUCUUCUUCUGUACACCGGUUUGGCAUUUCUCGGACUUCUGUGUCAAUGGCAGUUUGCUCUGGCCGUUCGCCGGCACAUCUGUUUCGCUGUGGACCGAUUAGCGGGGAGUUUGAACUCCUCGUUUUUGCAUGGUGGAUUGAUUUAUUAUGAUUGGCGCAUUAGAUGGAACACUUUUUGGUUCGAUCGCUCUGUGGGGUUUCAUGAAAAUAAUCACAAGAAUUACCCUGCUACCGGUUUCUUCAAUGUGCACCAAGACGGCAUAGAAGGCAUGCACCAAUCAAAUCAACGACAGUUAGGGUUCGGUGGUCCCAAACCAUCCAGCGCUCAUGACUUGGAAACAGGUUACUAUCUUCCUGUCGUUUCGAACGCAUCAGAAGGGCAGACACAUAAACAAACUUCUUUGGUUCGCUCUGGCCGAUUCACAUAUUUCACCAAUCCACGCGUUAGUCCACGGGGCAAUGAAUUGUGGUGCGGUGAUGGGGAUGGAUUCAGUUUUGGUCUUACGGAAUUUUUGGAACUAGGUUUGGUGCCCUCAGUUGUUGCUUGGUUUUUCAGUCUUUGCUCUUCCCCAGCCACGAGCCGAAUGCGCUAUGCACGGAUGGCAGCAGCUCUGAACAAAACGGAGUAUAAAGCACAAUGA